Schizosaccharomyces japonicus yFS275 is the source of this 642-nucleotide messenger RNA. RefSeq names its product ubiquitin conjugating enzyme Ubc1. Gene Ontology annotation, molecular function: ligase activity; ubiquitin-protein transferase activity; ubiquitin conjugating enzyme activity. Lineage: Eukaryota; Fungi; Ascomycota; Schizosaccharomycetes; Schizosaccharomycetales; Schizosaccharomycetaceae. Gene Ontology annotation, biological process: ubiquitin-dependent protein catabolic process. The transcript is spliced from 5 exons. The record is from RefSeq and is a predicted model, not a curated record. Bases 1 to 642 code for a protein of 213 amino acids.
AUGGCCGCGAACGGAAGAGCUCGCAGAAUUGCUAAAGAACUUGCAGACGUUGAAAACGACAAGACCGCCGGAAUCUCUGUUUGGCUGGUCUCGGACGAUGUUUCUCAUUUGAAGGGAAGCUUCAGUGGUCCUCAGGGGACUCCCUAUGAAGGCGGCACCUUUGUCACCGAUAUAACCAUCCCGAUUGACUACCCAUUCCGCCCUCCCAUCGUCAAGUUCGACACCCGCGUCUACCAUCCGAACAUCUCCUCGCAAACAGGCGCCAUCUGCCUCGACAUUCUCAAGGACCAAUGGUCACCCGUGUACACCAUCAAGUCGGCGCUCAUAAGUUUGCAAUCGCUAUUGUGCACGCCUGAACCAAACAAUCCCCAGGACGCCCAGGUGGCCGGCGUAUACUUGAAGGACCACCCCAAGUUUGUCGAGACGGCUCGAGAAUGGACACGCACAUACGCCAACGCAGGCGAACCUAAAGACGCUGCAGCAGCUGCGGGCAUCGACAAGCACCUUGUCGACGAGAUUGUCGCGCUCGGCUUUCCCUCCGACAAGGUCGUCGGCGUGCUGCAGAAGCUCGGCGUACACAACAAGGACGAACUCGAGAAGGCAGGAGGCGUAAACAAGGCACUCGAUGCUCUUCUCGCCUAG